AUGAUCUUCAAACGUUUUGUUCAAAUCGGUCGCGUCGUUUUUAUCGCUAAGGGUAAAGAUGCCGGUAAAAUCGCUACCAUCGUCGAUGUCGUCGAUGGCAAUAGGGUCCUAAUUGAUGGACCCAGCACUGGUGUCGUCCGAUGCGUACGAAACCUCAAAGAUCUGCACCUAACUAAGUUUGUUGUUAAAGUGCGUGUUGGACAACGAACUAAAGGCGUGAAGGAAGCGUUCGAUGCAGCUAAAAUUAGUGAGCAGUUCGAGAAAACCACUUGGUCAAAAAAGAUCAAGCAGAAAGCUAUUCGGGCUAAACUGACUGAUUAUGAGAGGUUUAAAUUGAUGAAGGCCAAACAAAUGCGCAAUCGAUUAGUCAGAAUUGAGCUGGCAAAGCUGAAGAAGGCUACCAAGUGA
Molecule: messenger RNA, 408 nt
Organism: Angiostrongylus costaricensis
Lineage: Eukaryota; Metazoa; Nematoda; Chromadorea; Rhabditida; Metastrongylidae
Source: the annotation of a GenBank genome assembly